Molecule: messenger RNA, 1042 nt
Organism: Mycena citricolor
Lineage: Eukaryota; Fungi; Basidiomycota; Agaricomycetes; Agaricales; Mycenaceae
Source: the annotation of a GenBank genome assembly
CAUAAUUUGGACGCAACCCAUGACUCCAAAUAAUCUAGACUCCUUUAUCGUCUCAAAAAAGCCACCACCAGAAGCGCUUGCUGCCUCUCAAGAAAUCCGGGACCGCGGCUCUCUAUUUUCAGCAACGAUUUACUCGGCUACUUCACCGUCACAAGCUUCAGCAUGCAUAACACACGUUCGGAACGUCGUUCAUGCGCUGAAACCUGCUUCCCACGAGAUGAGUGCAUGGCGUUGCAUGGUGGUCAAGCAAGGUUCUACUGGAUUGGGCGGUCCUGAAGACUUUGAGGUGCGCGAGGGUAGCUCAGAUGAUGGCGAACGCUGGGGCGGCGAAAAAAUACUCGGUCUGAUGCGCAAGCAGGGUGUCCUUGAUGCAGUCGUUAUCGUCAGUCGAUGGUACGGCGGUGUCAUGCUUGGUCCUGCUCGGUUCAGCCAUAUCGAAACAUGCACCGUCGAAGUUUGUCGAGAGUUCAGACGCAGGGAGGAAGUCAGCGAGGCCCUAUCGACCUUGAACACCCUUGACGACAUUCUGAAGCAACUGCGCACGGAGCUAGCUGUCUUGCGGCAGCAAAGCGCUGGAACUGAACGGAAAGCUGCCGAGUACUCUUCUUGGAUAGACCAGGAUCUUCCCAAGGCUCGAAGGCUGAUCCGGGCUAGAGAGAGCGCAAUUAGCACCGUCAAGGAACUUAUCGUGAAGGAGCAGACGGCCAGUCAAGCGCCGCCGCCUCCAUGAUCGAAGACGCACGUUCCUUCUCUAUCCGGCUGCGCCGCCAUUCUGUUGCAUGGGACGGAUCUCACAACACUGCACUCCAUAUCUUGACCGCUUGGGUGCACGACUGAAGUGAACCACAUGUUACAUGCACGGUCCGGGAAAGUGUCUGACCAUCGCAAGAUGCGGUCAUCUCAAUUCAUCCGGGGUCCCCUUUGACUCGGGACCACACAGCAUCAGAAAGAAUUAUUGCUAUCCGUGGAACGUGGCGUUCGGCGUCGAUGUGGCCUGAUGGAGGUCGAUACAGCCGAUCAGCUGCAUCGAUAGCAUAUCAUG